UGUAGCGCUCACGUCUAUAACCUGCACCAGAAGAACGGCUUCACCUGCAUGCUCAUCGGGGAGAUCUUUGAGCUCAUGCAGUUCAUCUUCGUAGUGGCUUUCACCACCUUUCUCAUCAGCUGUGUCGAUUAUGACAUUCUUUUUGCCAACAAAGCAGUAAAUCACAGCCAGCAUCCGAGCGAGCCCGUUAAGGUGACGCUGCCAGAUGCCUUCCUGCCUCCAAACAUCUGCAGUGCAAGAAUCCAGGCAAACAGCUUCCUCAUCUGCAUCCUGGUGGUAGCCGGAGUUUUCUGGAUCCACCGACUCAUCAAAUUUAUCUACAACAUUUGCUGCUAUUGGGAAAUUCACUCCUUCUAUAUCAAUGCCCUCAAAAUCCCCAUGGCCAACCUACCCUACUACACGUGGCAGGAGGUGCAGGCCCGCAUCGUGCAGAUCCAGAAGGAGCAUCAGAUCUGCAUCCACAAGAAAGAGCUGACGGAGCUGGACAUCUACCACCGCAUCCUCCGCUUCAAGAACUACAUGGUGGCCAUGGUGAACAAGUCUCUGCUGCCCAUCCGCUUCCGCCUGCCCUUGCUGGGAGACACUGUCUUCUACACCCGUGGGCUCAAGUACAACUUCGAGCUCAUCUUUUUCUGGGGGCCAGGUUCCCUCUUCGAGAAUGAGUGGAGCCUGAAGUCUGAAUACAAGCGAGCUGGGAACCGCCUGGAGCUAGCUGAGAAGCUCAGCACUCGCAUCCUUUGGAUUGGCAUUGCCAACUUCCUCCUCUGUCCUCUCAUCCUCAUCUGGCAGAUCCUCUACGCUUUCUUCAGCUACACUGAGAUCCUGAAGCGGGAGCCGGGCAGCCUGGGUGCCCGCUGCUGGUCUCUCUACGGUCGCUGUUACCUCCGCCACUUCAAUGAGCUGGACCAUGAGCUGCACUCACGCCUCAGCAAGGGCUACAAGCCGGCUUCCAAGUACAUGAACUGCUUUAUCUCACCGCUCCUCACUAUCGUGGCCAAAAACGUGGCCUUCUUUGCUGGCUCCAUCCUGGCUGUGCUCAUUGCUCUCACCAUCUACGAUGAGGAUGUGCUGGCAGUGGAGCACGUACUGACUACAGUCACCCUGCUCGGGGUGGGCAUCACGGUGUGCAGAUCCUUCAUUCCUGACCAGCACCUGGUGUUUUGCCCAGAGCAGCUGCUGCGGGUCAUCCUGGCGCACAUCCACUACAUGCCUGACCACUGGCAGGGCAAUGCCCACCGCUACGAGACCCGGGACGAGUUUGCCCAGCUCUUCCAGUACAAAGCGGUCUUCAUCCUGGAGGAACUCCUGAGUCCCAUCAUUACUCCCCUCAUCCUUAUCGUCUGCCUCCGACCCAAGUCCUUGGACAUUGUGGACUUCUUUCGCAACUUCACCGUGGAGGUGGUGGGUGUGGGUGACACCUGCUCCUUUGCCCAGAUGGACGUGCGCCAGCACGGCCACCCAGCGUGGAUGUCCGCAGGAAAGACGGAGGCUUCCAUCUACCAGCAGGCGGAAGACGGCAAGACGGAGCUGUCCCUCAUGCACUUUGCCAUCACCAACCCCAAGUGGCAGCCGCCCCGCGAGAGCACGGCCUUCAUCGGCUUCCUGAAGGAGCGCGUGCACCGGGACAGCAGCGUGGCCCUGGCCCAGCAGGCCGUGCUCCCCGAAAACGCCCUCUUCAGCUCCAUCCAGUCCCUGCAGUCAGAGUCAGAGCCUCACAGCCUGAUUGCCAACGUGAUAGCAGGCUCCUCAGCUCUGGGCUUUCACGUGGGCCGCGAUGGACAGGCCUCCCGCCACCUCUCUGAAGUGGCCUCGGCCCUGCGUUCCUUCUCCCCGCUCCAGUCUGCCCAGCAGCCCCCCAGCGGCUUCCAGACAGGGGGACGAGAUGGAGAGGGAACCCAGCCUCGGGGUGCGAGUGCCAUGACAGUCUCUGGUGCUGAUGCAAGGACUGUGAGCUCGGGGAGCAGCGCCUGGGAGGGUCAGCUGCAGAGCAUGAUCCUGUCGGAGUACGCGUCCACUGAGAUGAGUCUGCACGCACUCUACAUGCACGAGUUGCACAAGCAGCAAACGCAGCUGGAGCCCGAGCGGCACACUUGGCACCGGCGAGAGAGUGAUGAGAGCGGGGAGAGCGCCCAUGAGGAGUUGGAAGUUCAGCGAGGAGCCUCUGUCCCCCUCCCUCGCUCUGCCAGCUACCCCUUCUCCUCGCCGCGGCAGCCUGCCGAGGAGAUGGCCACCCUGCACACCGGCUUCCAGCGGCGAUACGGUGGCAUCACAGACCCUGGCACAGUGCACAGAGCCCCGUCACACUUCUCCCGCCUCCCGCUCGGAGGCUGGGCUGAAGACGGGCAGCCAGCGAGGCAUCCAGAGCCCGUGCCGGAGGAGAGCUCAGAAGAUGAGCUUCCACCACAGAUCCACAAGGUGUAGCCUUGUAGACUGGGGAUCUCGUGGGGGUUGCAGACUGGGAGCCGUCUGGGCAGCAGGAUGUGGUGUCAGCCUGAUUCUUCUCCCGUCCCAAGGGGACAGGGUGAUCCUGGGCUUCGUUUUGUUGCCAUCAAUUGCCGAAGAGACAAAACUGCCAGACCAGCGGCUUUGCGGUUGCGCUUUGUGUCCAGCCGUUUGUCAAGUCAACGCCACUCUGACUCUUGUGGGGUGAAUGCGUGUGUGAGUACAUGCGUGUGUCUGUGUUCACAUCUGUGUCGUCCGUGUCGGAGGAUCGCCGCGGAGCCUGCGCACGCCGACGCAACGG
Molecule: messenger RNA, 2743 nt
Organism: Tinamus guttatus (white-throated tinamou)
Lineage: Eukaryota; Metazoa; Chordata; Aves; Tinamiformes; Tinamidae
Source: RefSeq, a predicted model, not a curated record